AUGACGUGGGUGAAAGGAACGUUCUUCAUGGUCCUCGCCAACGUCACGUGGGCCCUCUGGAUCGUCCUGCAGUCCGCAUUGCUGAAAGAGUACCCCAAUAAGAUGCUUGUGACGGUGACACAGUGCGUGUUCAGCACCGUGCAGUCAUUCGUUGUAGCAGUGGUGGCUGAGAGGGACUUCUCCAAGUGGAAGCUCCGAUUUGACAUUAGCUUGCUAGCCAUCAUUUACACGGGGUUUGUGGUAACCGGAGUGUCCUACUAUCUUCAGGCAUGGUGUAUGGAGAUGAAAGGCCCGGUCUUUCUAGCAAUGUCCAACCCGCUCUGCUUCGUCUUCACCAUAUUCUGCUCCUCCUUCUUUCUGGGAGAGAUUGUUCACCUUGGCAGCAUCGUGGGUGGAGCUCUGCUGGUUGCAGGGCUUUACAGUGUGCUGUGGGGUAAAAGCAGGGAAGCCAUGGAGUCUGAGGAGGAGGGAAAGGAAGAGCAGAAGGACGCAGCCAAAGCAUCGUCCGUGGUUGAACAAGCGUGA
Miscanthus lutarioriparius is the source of this 525-nucleotide messenger RNA. Lineage: Eukaryota; Viridiplantae; Streptophyta; Magnoliopsida; Poales; Poaceae. The record is from the annotation of a GenBank genome assembly.